Messenger RNA from Rhinichthys klamathensis goyatoka, 1857 nucleotides. It is a transcript of the gene cbsa, whose product is annotated as cystathionine beta-synthase a. The coding region runs from base 99 to 1814 and encodes 571 amino acids. The record is from RefSeq and is a predicted model, not a curated record. Lineage: Eukaryota; Metazoa; Chordata; Actinopteri; Cypriniformes; Leuciscidae. The transcript has 15 exons. Gene Ontology annotation, molecular function: cysteine synthase activity; cystathionine beta-synthase activity. Gene Ontology annotation, cellular component: cytoplasm.
UCAACCCCGUUCAUAUUGACGUGACUCAGGUACUUCUAUAUACAGCUGUUAAAGUGGACGGUUGGCGCGCCUAUCAGCAAGGGAACUAUAGAGAAAUCAUGCCUUCAGGCCCAUCCAACCAAGAGAAAGACACCCCUGCCUGCCCCUUUGCUGGCAAGAAGACCACUGGCAGGAAUGGUGUAGAGAACAAGUUGGUUUCGGAUGAUGUAGACAGACCCCAGCAGCCUAAUAGAGAAACUGGGGCCGCUGACCUAAAAUGGAUUCGUCCUGACCUGCCAAGUAGAUGUACCUGGAAACCGGGAAUGUCUCAUGAAAAGUCCCCUCACAAAUACUUUCCCAGGACAAAAGCUGUAGGCAUUCUGCCCAACAUCCUGGACAGGAUUGGAGACACACCGCUGGUCCGCAUAAACAAGAUCUCUAAGACUUUUGGACUAAAGUGUGAACUUUUGGCCAAGUGUGAGUUCUUUAAUGCUGGUGGUAGUGUGAAGGACCGCAUCAGUCUGCGUAUGGUGGAGGAUGCAGAAAGGGAUGGCAUUCUCAAACCUGGAGACACCAUUAUAGAGCCCACUUCUGGAAAUACAGGUAUUGGUCUUGCACUGGCUGCAGCAGUGAAGGGUUAUCGCUGCAUAAUUGUUAUGCCUGAGAAAAUGAGCAUGGAGAAGGUUGACGUGUUGAGAGCUUUGGGUGCUGAGAUAGUCCGAACUCCCACCAGUGCGCGGUUUGACUCCCCGGAGUCCCAUGUGGGUGUGGCUUGGCGCUUGAAGAAUGAGAUUCCUGACUCGCACAUCCUGGAUCAGUACCGCAAUCCCAGCAACCCCCUGGCUCAUUAUGACACCACUGCUGAGGAGAUUCUGGAGCAGUGUGAUGGAAAAGUAGAUAUGCUGGUGGCAGGAGCUGGCACAGGUGGCACCAUUACUGGCGUUGCUCGCAAAUUGAAGGAGAAAUGCCCAAAUGUUAAGAUUGUUGCAGUGGAUCCAGAGGGCUCGAUCCUCGCUGAGCCUGAUGAGCUGAACCGGACAGAUAAAACCCAGUAUGAAGUGGAGGGCAUCGGAUAUGACUUUAUACCCACCGUUCUGGACAGAUCUUUGGUUGACAAAUGGUACAAAUCCAAAGACGAUGAAUCGUUUGCCAUGGCCCGAAUGCUUGUAAGAGAUGAAGGGCUGUUAUGUGGUGGUAGUUCAGGCACUGCCAUGGCAGCUGCAGUAAAGUUUGCCAAAGAGCUGAAGGAGGGUCAGCGCUGUGUCGUGAUUCUGCCAGACUCGAUUCGAAAUUACAUGUCCAAGUUCUUGAGUGAUAAGUGGAUGUUCCAGAAGGGAUUUCUGAGGGUGGAGGACAUCAUGGUGAAUAAACCCUGGUGGUGGAAUUUGAAAUUGCAAAGUCUAAACCUCUGUGCUCCCCUUACUGUGCUGCCCACAGUCACAUGCCAAAAAACUAUCAAAAUUUUGAAAGAAAAGGGCUUUGACCAGGCACCUGUCGUAGAUGAAGCUGGGUUGAUUCUGGGUAUGGUGACCCUGGGAAACAUGCUUGCUUCUGUGCUUGCAGGAAAGGUGAAGCCCUCUGAUCCUGUCAGCAAAGUGCUCUACAAACAGUUCAAGCAGAUUCGUCUAACUGACAACAUGGGAAGGCUGUCCCGGAUCUUGGAAACUGAUCACUUUGCCCUGGUGGUCCAUGAGCAGAUUCAGUACCUGACGGAUGGAUCCUCCACUCUAAAGCAAAUGGUGUUUGGAGUGGUGACCGCCAUUGAUCUCCUCAACUUUGUGACUGCUCGAGAGAAAAGAGAGAGAUCUAUGUCUGAAUCAACAGAUGAAUACUGAAGGAAUUUUAGCACUUCCUGCCUCAAUCUGAAUGCGAUUUACU